AAGUCGCUUUGUAUUUACGCCUUGUUCAGAGUUCAUAAGUGAUGAAUUAAAUUUAAUAAGCAUUUUAAGUGUAUUGAUAGUGAAAGAAAGGUAAAGAUGGGCAAACGUUUGUUGGCUUGUUUUGUUUUAGCCAUUUCUGUGGUUGGAAUCAGUUGUCAAGAUAAUGAAGUGAAAGCAGAUACGGACAACGUAGUUUUAGAAUCAGGAAUAUGCAGACAAUGUAAAUGUGCAGACACAAAAGUAGAUUGCACUGAACAAGGUUUAAUCAAAUUCUUCAGUAAAAGCGAAUGGGACGCAUUGCAAUUAAUGAAGCCAACUCAUGUAGACAUGAGUGAAAAUUCUUUUAUAAACAUAACAGUGAUGGCGGAUCUGCCAAUACAAGUGUUGAAUCUUUCUCGAUGUGGUAUACAGUUCAUAGAGAGCACAAGUUUCAGAGAUCUACAAGAAAUGGUCACUUUGGAUUUGAGUCACAAUAAAUUGACUUCUGCAAAGUUGAGUCCGCAUGCAUUUGAGGGUCGGUACUCCCCCGAAGAGUACGAACCUCUCAUCUCCAUGAGGAACCUGAAUUUGGCAUACAACGACCUUCACUCACUGCACCAGGAUCUUUUUGAGCAUCUACCAGAGUUGGCGGAACUGGAUCUGAGUGGGAAUCCUUUAACCACCAUAGACCAAGUCACGUUGAUCGCUAUUUCCAGUUUGCCUAUGUUGAAGGUCCUGCGAUUACGUUCAUGUCAACUGACGGAGAUCCCUGAUAAGUUUUUGCAUACGCCCCGCUAUUUGGAACGCCUGGACAUUAGUGACAAUGAACUGACAGCUGUGCCUCAAGAGCUGGAGGAAACCAAGAAUCUGAUUUACCUGAACUUGAACCAGAACCCAAUAGUGGAAUUAAUCGCCGAUUCUGAAGACAAUCCUGGUUUCCCAAACCUUCGUAAGUUGAAAGAACUUCACAUGUGCAAUAUGCCGGAAUUGAAGGCAAUAGGUGCCGGCACUCUUGCUGGGCUCGAGGCGUUAGAAAAUCUUCAUAUGAGCUACAACCCUAAACUUAGCACUAUAGAUCCUAAGGCUUUAGCGAGGGUUGAUGAUAUAGGAGAAACUUAUGACUGGCCGUUGAUUAAAGAGCUGUAUCUUCAAUCAAACAACCUAUCUGGUAUUGACUCACGACUGAUAGCUCGCUGGGAUAUUCUGACUGUGAUUGAAGUGGCCAACAAUCCAUUAUCAUGUGAUUGCACCACCCAAUGGAUGGUUGAUAAUCUAGUGCCGGCCAUCGAAUCACUAAAAGUUAAUGCUUCUGAAAAUCUUGUAUGCCAAGAGCCUAUAGAAAUGCGGGGAUAUACCAUGAAGCACCUUCACGAUAUCCACCGCAACAUGAGAUGUCUUGACAAAUACGGAAAUAGGCCAGAGAGAGACGGCGCCAUUCUUCUUGGCUUGCUUAUCGGGGUCCUGUUGGCUGUACCCGUGAUGUUGGCUUUGGUGUUGAUGUGGAGGAAUGGCUACUUCGCAUGGGCCGGCCUGCGCGGACCCAGCGUCGCUUCUAGAGCAUUCUACAAACGGGCACCCGACGAUGAUAAUUAUAUGUAAAGUGAAUAGUGAUAAUGUAAACAUCUAUAUUAAAUGCACAUUUUGAAAUAGGUUCAUUUAUAAAUGAUAUUUAUAAAUUCAUGAGUAUGAUUGGUUGUAUCGGUCUAGGUAUUUCCUAAGUAUGUAUUUACGAAAACAAAAAUAUAUCUAUGUAUUUGUAUCAGUUAUCCAGUACCCAUAACACAAGCUUUAGCUAGCUUGACUUGAGUCUAGAUGGCGCUGUUUGAAUUGCCCUGAGAUCAUUAUUAUUAUUUUCACUAUUGCCUUGUUUUCUUUGCUUUUGCAGGUUAUUAUUAUUAUGACUAUAAAUUACUCAGUCUAAUUUUAAAUAGUCUAUAAAAAGUUUUAAACAUAAUAAAAUCAGAUUUUAAAAUGCAACGAUCUCAAUGUCUGUAGCAUUACCUAAAAAAAUGGCAGGAAAUAUUGUAAAAGAAAACGUGGUUACAUCUUAAAUAUAAA
Molecule: messenger RNA, 2037 nt
Organism: Achroia grisella
Lineage: Eukaryota; Metazoa; Arthropoda; Insecta; Lepidoptera; Pyralidae
Product: leucine-rich repeat neuronal protein 3-like
Exons: 10
Coding region: 97-1578 (493 amino acids)
Molecular function (GO): protein binding
Source: RefSeq, a predicted model, not a curated record